GCGGAAAUCCAGUUAAGACCGUGCGGUUAAAAGCCUGAAAAUUAAAAUCAAGGCAAACUUGCACGUUCAACUCAGAGCCCAAGAAAAGAGACAUCUUCACUGACCAACUAGGCGGCUGCGGACAGAGAGUGAACCGCUGGGCCGGCACCGCCGCCCAUACUCAAGAUGGCACCGGCCUGAGAAUCACCGGCGCGGCCGCCCCAUCUCGGUUCCGGGUUCUUUCGCCCCAGUGGUGGCGUUGUAGGGCUGAAGGCUGGCAUCCUGUCCGGCUUCCGGACCCGUCUCUAUGGUGCCGGAGAGACCGAACCUCAGAAGAUUGUGGGUGUAGUGGCCAGAGUAUCACGGGGGAGGCGAGGGUGGUUGGUGUCAACAGGGGGCGAAGAGGGGACCGAAGCUAAGAUCCUCGGCCGCCUCCCCCGCCGCCCUCCCGCAGGUCUGCUUGGCUUUGAGGAGGAGCUGCAGCACCCCUGCCUCACGGCCUAAGGGAUGGGCUCAGAGAACAGCGCUUUGAAGAGCUAUGCCCUGAAGGAACCACCGUUCACCUUACCCUCUGGACUUGCUGUUUACCCCGCUGUAUUGCAGGAUGGCAAAUUCGCUUCUGUUUUUGUGUAUAAGAGAGAAAACGAAGACAAGGUUAAUAAAGCUGCCAAGCACUUGAAGACACUUCGUCACCCGUGCUUGCUAAGAUUUUUAUCUUGCACUGUGGAAGCAGAUGGUAUUCAUCUUGUCACUGAGCGAGUGCAGCCUCUGGAAGUGGCUUUGGAAACACUGUCUUCUGCAGAGGUCUGUGCUGGGAUCUAUGAUAUAUUGCUGGCUCUUAUCUUCCUUCAUGACAGAGGACACCUCACACACAACAAUGUCUGUUUAUCGUCUGUGUUUGUGAGUGAAGACGGGCACUGGAAGCUGGGAGGAAUGGAAACAGUCUGUAAAGUUCCUCAGGCCACACCAGAGUUUCUGAGGAGUAUUCGGUCAGUAAGAGACCCAGCAUCUAUCCCUCCUGAAGAGAUGUUUCCAGAAUUCACAACUCUGCCAGAGUCACACGGACAUGCUCGGGAUGCCUAUUCUUUUGGGACAUUGGUGGAAAGUUUGCUCACAAUCUUAAGUGAACAGGUUUCAGCGGAUGUUCUCUCCAGCUUUCAACAGACCUUGCACUCAACUUUGCUGAAUCCCAUUCCAAACUGUCGGCCAGCGCUCUGCACCCUCCUGUCCCAUGACUUCUUCAGGAAUGAUUUUCUAGAAGUUGUGAAUUUCUUGAAAAGUUUAACAUUGAAGAGUGAAGAGGAAAAAGCUGAAUUUUUCAAGUUCCUCCUGGACAGAGUCAGCUGCCUGUCAGAGGAAUUAAUAGCUUCACGGCUGGUGCCUCUUCUGCUUAAUCAGUUGGUGUUUGCAGAGCCAGUAGCUGUUAAGAGUUUUCUUCCCUACCUCCUUGGCCCCAAAAAAGAAGACGGUGCGAGGGGAGGAGCCCCCUGCCUGCUCUCGCCAGCCCUGUUCCAGGCGCGGGUGAUCCCCGUGCUGCUGCGGCUGUUUGAGGUGCAUGAGGAGCAUGUGCGGACGGUGCUGCUGUCUCACCUGGAGGCCUACGUGGGGCACUUCACCCAGGAGCAGCUGAAGAAAGUCAUCCUGCCCCAGGUAUUACUGGGCCUGCGUGAUACCAGCGAUUCCAUUGUGGCAAUUACUCUUCACAGCCUGGCAGUGUUGGUCUCUCUACUUGGACCAGAGGUGGUUGUGGGAGGAGAAAGAACCAAGGUCUUCAAAUGCACUGCCCCAAGUUUUACUAAAACUAUGGACCUUUCCCCAGAAGGUACUUCAAGAAAUCAAGAGAAAAAAAAUCCUUAUUUCUGUUUUUAUUUAUCUUCAGAUUCUCCCACGCACGUCGUCUGCAGCCAGCGCAGUCAGAUCUCGCCCGUCUUGAAGAACCCCUCCUCUAGCAUAUUCCCUAAAUGUUUUUCUGGCAACAUGCCCAUCACCAGCAAGAAGCACAUACAGCGAGAUUACUACAGUACUCUUUUACAGACAGGCGAUCAGUUUUCUCAGCCUAUUAAAUUUCCCAUCAACGGAAUCUCAGAUGUGAAAAUUACCUCAGGAGACGGUGAAAAGUUCCCAUGGAGUUCUAAAAAGUCUGAGGAGUGGCCUGACUGGAGCGAGCCUGAGGAGCCUGAGAACAAACCUGUCGGCAUCGAGGUUUGUCCUGCAGAUCCCCAUGCUGCUGCCAGGUCCCCACUCACGAACUUGAAUGCAGACGAGGCGGCUUGGGAUGACUUUGAGCCCAGCAGCUUAGAUACUGAAAUAAACCCAGGAGGUGGAAUCACGGCUGCAAGACCUGUUACCUCAGGGGAGCAAAAGGCCACUCCUACUUUGCGUCCACUCACUGAAGAGGCCAAGCCUUUGAAAUCAAGCCUACCACAAAAGACCAGUCUUACACGAAGCAGGGAUGACCCAGACCAAACCAAGCCACCAAAAGUGUUGUCACAAGAAAGGCGCCUUAAAGUUCCAUCAGAACUUGGUUUAGGAGAGGAGUUUACCAUUCAGGUGAAAAAGAAGCCAGUAAAAGACCCAGAGUUGGAUUGGUUUGCUGAUAUGAUCCCAGAAAUUAAGCCUUCAGCUGCUAUUCUUAUUUUACCUGAACUGAGGACAGAAACAGUAGCUCCCAACAAGGAUAAUGUCUCAUCAGUGAUGCACUUUUCCUCAAAAUUUGCUGCAGCAGAAAUUACUGAGGGAGAGUCUGCAGGCUGGGGAGAAGACGGCGAUCUGAACUGGGAAGACAAUAACUGGUGACAAUGGGUGUGAGUUAAUCUUUAGGAAAAUGGAUUCCUUUUUAAAAAAACCAAACUAAUAAUACCUCAAAAGCAGGCUCUGCAGACAAGAAAACCCAAAAGCAUCCUGUUUUUCUCAUACCAGGAGCUCUUUUUCCAGUCGUGCCAACAGAAGUGUGAGACCUGGCGUGCUGGCGGGGGGCCCUGGGCGGUGUAGAGGUUCACAGCCCUUCUCAGAGGAAGAGGCUGUGUGUCUGACUGAGGCCAGUUUCUGUGAAAAGCAAGUGGCUUGUGGAAAGGGUGACCUUACUGCUUUUUUCCAGAACAAUUCUGGAAGUAAAGAAAAUAAAUACAAAAACUCAACCUGAUUAGCUUAAUUUUGUGCUAUUUCUUUGUCUGAAGAGUAAGCUCUAUUAUGAAAUCAACUUGCUGAAAAAAAUUUUUAGCUAUAAAAAGUAUAUAAAUGAUUUUAAAUUGCUAAGGUUUCCUUAGGCAGCUUAUUUGUUUACAGAUGUACUAUCUGAGUGAGUUACCGACUGUUCCUAUAUUAUUACCUUGUACCAAAGCUCUUCAUGAGACAUAUCCCCACCAUCCUGUUCUCUAAAUGUCCAAUAAAGACUAUUUUAACUAGA
Messenger RNA from Physeter macrocephalus (sperm whale), 3385 nucleotides. RefSeq names its product SCY1 like pseudokinase 3 (gene SCYL3). Gene Ontology annotation, biological process: protein phosphorylation. Bases 487 to 2775 code for a protein of 762 amino acids. NCBI's taxonomy places the organism in Eukaryota, Metazoa, Chordata, Mammalia, Artiodactyla, Physeteridae. Gene Ontology annotation, molecular function: ATP binding; protein kinase activity. The transcript is spliced from 15 exons. The record is from RefSeq and is a predicted model, not a curated record.